Molecule: messenger RNA, 4725 nt
Organism: Alligator sinensis (Chinese alligator)
Lineage: Eukaryota; Metazoa; Chordata; Crocodylia; Alligatoridae
Product: forkhead box protein J1-B-like
Exons: 4
Coding region: 1000-2445 (481 amino acids)
Biological process (GO): regulation of DNA-templated transcription
Molecular function (GO): DNA-binding transcription factor activity; sequence-specific DNA binding
Source: RefSeq, a predicted model, not a curated record
AGCGGGCAGUGGAGAGCGGAGCAGCGCCAAGCACCAGCCCUGGCUUCACUCCGGGCAGCACAGCCGGGCCGGUCUGCUGGUUCCCGUCGCGGAGCCGCUGCCUGCCCUGCGGAGGGAGCAUUGCACCUCGGCUCCCUGCCCUCCGUGCCGGCCCCUCCUGUGAGAGCGAGCAGGUCUUGGCAGAGCUGCCGGUGCUGGUGUCUCGGGGAAAGCUCCCCUCAAGGGGAGGGCGAGGAACAGCAGCGGUAUUGUUGGGUUGGAGUGCUUAUCUGGGCUGGGGGAGCCUGGGUCAGGACUGGAUCAGGCAGUGAGGACUUGUUGGCCUGGCUCUCCCUCAACUCCAGCAAGUGCCUCACCCCCCUCAGGGCUGUUCUGGGCUGAUUGCCUUGCUCUUGCCAACAAAAGCACUUUGACCAAUUUCAGUUCCAUCCUGGCACAGAAUCAAAGCAGGAACGGGCACCACCUUUUUUUCCCAAACCAACCUCUGGUUUCUGCCAGCCCAUCCUGACGCUGCCUCCCCACCCUGCCUCAGUAAUUCCUGACUGCUGCCCAGGAAAACGCAGCCUCAAAGGGUGGUGGGCUGAAGUGUGCAGAGCAGCACCGAGCAGGGCUCUAUUUUAGAUGCAGCAGGCUAGAAGUGUGAGCCUUGGAGCUGCCUGGCUGCCAGCAGCUGUGCAGAGCAGCCCAGGAGACCUUCAGCUAAAGUCAGGAAUAACCAGAGAAAUGGCAGUCUAGUUACCCCCUGCUCUGAGCCAUGGAGUCCCAGGCUGCUUGGGGAAGGGACCAGCUCUCUGCUGUGCUGUACUGACACCCCUGCAGGCAGCCCAAUGCUGAUGAGUGAUGGGAUGUGUGGUUCUCUAGGCUCUUUUUGAAGGCACUGCUGCUGUUCCAGUAUCCAGCUGUCCAUGUAUCUGGCUUGCCCUGGGCUGACCACCCUGGGCCGUAUUGUGUUGCAUUGUUUGUGCGGCAGAGCGAUCACUCUAGCCAUGCACUACCUUAAUGAAGGCAGACUGCGAAUCCCCUGUGGACAGAACAGGGGACACCGUUGUAACCAAAUCUGGCUGCCUGUGGAUUUUGUUUUGUGCUCAGGAGCUGCAGGAGAGGGUAGAGGGACUGUGCUGGAGGAGAAUGCCCAUUCUCGCCUCGCCCGAGAUUGCCACCAGGUUCAAGGAGAAGUGGCUGCAACUACACCCUGAGGACCAGGACAAUGUCAGUGGGGCUGUGACACUAGAUGACAGCCUCACCAGCCUGCAGUGGCUCCAGAACUUCUCCAUCCUCAGCACCGGCCCUGAGACACUGCCAGCCCUGGGCCACCAUCUCCACCAGCCUUGUGGGAAGUCUUUCCAAAAUGCUGAAGCCCCUGCCAGCCCCCCAGCAGGAGACACUGCAGCCAAGGGGAUGCCCCCAAGCCUGGGCCAACCCACCUCUGCAGCCACCUCCCCUGGCACUGGCCAGCUGCUACCCCUCACCAGACUUCCCCUUGGUGCCCUAGAGAUCGAUUACAAGAACAACUCCACAGUGAAGCCUCCUUACUCCUAUGCCACCCUCAUCUGCAUGGCCAUGCAGGCCAGCAAGCAGGCCAAGAUCACCCUGUCUGCCAUCUACAAUUGGAUCAUGGAGAACUUCUGCUACUACAAACAUGCUGACCCCAGCUGGCAGAACUCCAUCCGGCACAACCUGUCCUUGAAUAAGUGCUUCAUGAAGGUGCCACGGCAGAAAGACGAACCAGGAAAGGGGGGCUUCUGGCAAAUCGACCCCCGCUAUGCAGAUAUGUUUGUCAACGGGGUUUUCAAGAGGAGGCGCACGCCAGCCCCCACCUACAACCCCCUACCGCAGCCUGAUGUGGUGCCCAGUCCAAACACUGCCUAUGGCCUCUCAUUUCCAACACUCCACCUGGGGAGUGAGCAGUUGCAACCAGGACAUGCUACAGCCCAUGCUCUGCGGCUGCAGGACCAGAGCCUCAGCCUUGCAGGUGCUCCCCAUGCUACCAGCAAACGCAAGCAGCCUGUGCCCACGUACAGCAGCAAGACACCCAGAACUUGCCCAUCCCCACUGUUACCUGCCCAUGGUGCUGGGGACAGCACCCUGAUAGGGGAUUGCAGCUGGGCCAGCAUCUUCGAUGAUGUCUUAGAUGGAAGCGCCAGCAACUUUGAGGAGUUGGAUAUAAAUGCAGCACUUGGCUCUCUGGGAGCAGACAUGGGCCAGACCCAAAGCAGGCACUCCAGCCCUGCCAGCCCUUGGGGAGUCCUGGACACCCACCAUCUCUGUCCAGAGCAUUCCCUCCUUGAAGACAUCAUCCCCUUCACAGACCCUCUGCAGCCCCCCUUGGAGGAAGCCAAGGAAGAGGAUCUGGCCCUCCCCUGGGGCUUUGAGCAAGGCUUCACCUUCUCUGAAGGCUUCCUAGGUGAGAUGCAGCUGUGGGACAAAGGAGACUCCUUGCUGUGACCUCUCCUGGGGCAAGGACAAGCUUGUGAUCUGUGGGAAGCAGAUCCCUGGCACUAAAGUCCGCUGGUCUCCCAGCCCUGCUAUCCCCCUGGUCCUGCUUGGAGGCACCUUGCCCUUGACUGGACUGGGCUGCUCAUGUGAAAGUUCCCCAGAGCCACUGCAUGCCCCCCUGCCCCACAGACUGAAGGAAGGGCAGGGCCCUGCACUCCACCCUGACAGCUGAGGUGUGUGGCUUUCUCUGCCCUCCCUGCCAACAAAGAGCAGGCUGUACCCCAGCAAUCAAGCUUUGCACCUGCCCAGUGCUUCUGCAACCAUGUGUAGGCCUGGUCUCCCUGGGGAACAUCUCCUUGGAUGAUCUUGCCCAGCUGUGAUAACGUGACCCCUCCUACUGGGCCUAGCCUUGUUCUACCAUGCUGUGGAGAUGAAGCUGUGCAGGGAGCCUUAGGUGAAAUGGCAAACAGAACCAGCCUUGGGGAGAAUAUUAGGGGUGGGAGGGUGGAAGGAGAGGCCAAGGCAAGGUGAGGAAGCUUGGAAAACCAUCGCUGCAAAUAGUGUCCUGCUACAUAGCCAGACCCAGGCCUGGGUCUAAGGAAAUGGCACUGCUCUUGACAGCCCCUGCUCUCCAGCUGGCAGGAGCCUGCCCUGAGUUUGCCUCCCAGUAGGGCAGAGGGAGGAGUAGGAGGCUGACAGCACCAGACUUGCUGAGUGAAGUGAAUCCCCUCCUGGCACUGCAGUAGCCAAGGCUUGGGCUGUCAGACAGUGCCAAAGGGAGCUUUCUCCUGCCUAAGCAGCUGUAAGCCCAGCCUGGCUAACGUCAUGCCUGUCCCCUGUCUGCCAGACUGCUCAUGGCUACACACACUGCUGUUCUUUCUGUUCCUGGUUGAGGACCAACUGGAUUUGCCCCAAAGUCCCCUUCACCAUGGAGACACCAUUCACCCUGUCUUCCCCACACAGCAGGAGUGCUUCCAUAUGCCCCAUCGAGCUGUCAUGACUAGAGUCAGCAACACUGUCUAGGAACCAGGGCAUCAAUGGGAGGCAGGGCACAGCAGCAGGACACCUGGCAUCUGAUCUUGACUCUGCCUGUAUCACACACUUUGACCUCACAAGUGACUUAUCUGUUCAGUGCCUCAGCUUCCCCAUCUGUAAAGUAGGAAUGUCCCCAGUCAAGCAUUCCAUGGGAGCUCUAAGCACCACUGGAUCCUAUUCUCCCGCUGCCCCAGAGGGCAGCUGCUGCUCAUGGGAGUUUCUCACUGAUCUUUUGGUUCCCUGUGGUCAGCGGUGAGCAUAUGAACUGAGCUGUCUCCCAGACACAGGAGUCCAUGACCAAGCACUGGCUCUUGGGGUGCCAGAGUGUUGUCUAGAAGUCCCAAGGGCAGCAUGUGGUGCUCCCAAGGGCUUACAGCACUACAGGACUUGGCACUGGCUGGGCCCACUGUAGAUACUGUGCCUCAUCAGGCACACCCUUCCCACAAGGUGCCAUGGAGAGUGCCCCAGUUUCCCAGAACACACAGGUGCACCCCCACAGCUCUGCUGUUUGGGGGCUAAGUAGUGAGGGCUCAGCAUGUAAAAAGCUGUAGCAGAGACACAACUGAGCGUGUCAGUGAUGCGUCUGUGAGCCAGUUCCCAUGGCCACAGACUGUGCUGUGCUCCCACUGCAACUGACAGCGAGCUGUGUCAACUCUGCCACUACCCUGUCAAGUUGGGUGCAUAUUGGUAUAUUCUGGGUAAUGCGGGCAGCCGUACCAUAGUGUGUCUAGUAGGCUAGUGUGCUCAAGAGCUUGGAUGCAGAGGGAUACUAGGGAAAUGUACUCUGAGACAAGCUGACCUGGCUGAAAUGGCAGUACAGGCAGGGCUGGGGAUACUGUAAAACCAAUGCAGUGCAAUGAUUGCAGGGUAAGCCAUGCUAGCAGCCAGCAGGGGAAGAGCACUGGACCAUUAGUUGCUGUAGGGUUGACAGGGCCUUUGAGACAUGAGCCAUCAGUGGUGAGACCACAGCUGGAGUACUGCAUCCAGAUCUGGGCACCGCACUUCAACAAGGACGUGCUUGAGAGAGUCCAGAGAAGAGCCACCCAUAUGAUCAGAGACUUGCAAGACAAGCCAUACGAGGAUAGGCUGAGGGACCUGGGCCUCUAGCCUAAAAAAAGAGAAUUCUAAGAGGAAAAUUGGUAGCAGCUUACUGCUAUAUCAAGGGACUACAUCAAGGGCUUGGCAAACAACUGUUCACCAGGACACCCUUGGGGAAACCCAGGAGUAAUGGCUAAAAACUUCUGGAAGACCGAU